Fusarium verticillioides 7600 is the source of this 192-nucleotide messenger RNA. RefSeq lists its product as hypothetical. The transcript has a single exon. Lineage: Eukaryota; Fungi; Ascomycota; Sordariomycetes; Hypocreales; Nectriaceae. The record is from RefSeq and is a predicted model, not a curated record. The coding region runs from base 1 to 192 and encodes 63 amino acids.
AUGCUUGCUAUCAUGAUCCGCGGAUAUCGCUCCGCCACGGAAUACAGUUUCGAAGAAGAACAAACCGAUGCCAUUGUUAGAACAGCCGCCUACCAUCGCAAAGACUUUGGUCUCUCCAUGAUCUGGUUCUCGCCCAGUGAGCACAUCAAUAUUCCUCAGUCAAUAAACAACAUCGUUCCAGCGGGCUUCUAA